CCCCUUCUCCCUUCCCCCCCAGGCUCGCCGCCGAUCGAUGGAUGCCCCUCUCCGUAGCCAUUUGGGCUCAAGUCGUUUUGGUUCGGGGAGUUCCAGCUCAAGCCAGGUCGCCUCUGUGCGUUCAGGGGGGGAAAAGGUACCCAUACCUCUACCCCUCCCUCGUUUGCCGCCUUUGGGGCCUCCUGGGAGUCUCUCGUCGCCACCGCUGGGUUCGCCUCGAAGUCCUGCUCAGGACGCAUCCCGGGAGAGGUCCGGGGAGUAGCGGUAUUGGUACCUUUUGGUCUCCCCAUGCGUUCCCAGAGCACGGCAUAGUUGUUGUGCACAUGUGGCAACAUGAAUCUGACAACGAGGCUUGUAAAAGAGUGCGUGUUGUCUGGUCAAAGGCCGCGAGUGGGCAAACGCAUCGCGUGUAACGCAUGCGAAGACACCACUAGAUUCAUAACGCACCAAGUGCGCAUGGAGACGCCUGCCGUUUGGACUGUAGCGGGUCUUUGUGCGAACCAGUUCGACAAUUCAGGACAGGAGGCAGAGCACGUUGAGAAGCGCAAGACAUUCCCAUUGGGUCGAGGAGCUGGCAGAGGGCAUGCGGUAGCAUACAGGCCUUUCAGCAGGAAAGAGUUGACUCCGGAUGAAGCCAAACACGUGUGUAAUGUGUUGGUGGCCCUGUUGGGCUUAAGUGACGUGGAGUUGGGGAACAUUGUGCUUACAUUUCCGCAGGUCAUCAGUCAAAGACUUCGCCCAACUGAAGCAUGGAUCCAAAGCAUGAGGUUGUUGCUCAAUCUGAGCACUGCGGAACUAAAGAAGGUGGUCCUCCGGGCACCGAGAGUGCUGGGCCUAAGCUUCGAUGGGAUCGUAAAGCCCUGGCUGCAGUCGCUGCGAGAGCUCCUCGGGCUGAGCGAUGCGGAGCUGAAGAAGCUGGUCCUCUGGGCGCCGGCCGUGCUGGGCCUGAGCUUCGAGGAGAACGUGAAGCGCUCGCUGCAGUCGCUGCGGGAGCUGCUCGGGCUGAGCGAUGCGGAGCUGAAGAAGCUGGUCCUCCGGGCGCCGACUGUGCUGGGCUUGAGUUUCGAGGAGAACGUAAAGCCCUCGCUGCAGUCGCUGCAGGAGCUGCUCGGGCUGAGCGAUGCGGAGCUGAAGAAGCUGGUCCUGCGAGCGCCGGCCGUGCUGGGCCACAGCUUCGAAGAGAACGUGAGGCCCUCGUUGCAGUCGCUGCGGGAGCUUCUCGGGCUGAGCGAUGCGGAGCUGAAGAAGGUGGUCCUCGGGGCGCCGGCCGUGCUGGGCUACAGCUCCGAGGAUAACGUAAAGCCCUCGCUGCAGUUGCUGCGAGAGCUCCUCGGGCUGAGCGAUGCGGAGCUGAAGAAGCUGGUCCUCCGGGCGCCGACUGUGCUGGGCUUGAGUUUCGAAGAGAACGUGAAGCCCUCGCUGCAGUCGCUGCGGGAGCUGCUCGGGCUGAGCGGUGCGGAGCUGAAGAAGUGGUCAUCGGGGCGCCGACCGUGCUGGGCUACCGUUUCGAAGAGAACGCGAGACCCUCGCUGCAGUCGCUGCGGGAGCUGCUCGGGCUGA
Prorocentrum cordatum is the source of this 1560-nucleotide messenger RNA. Lineage: Eukaryota; Dinophyceae; Prorocentrales; Prorocentraceae. The record is from the annotation of a GenBank genome assembly.